UCUUCAGCGUGCUUUCUUCUAUUUACAUUUGCAUUUAGUUACUUAUACAAUCUUGAUUUCUUGGCUUCUUUCGUUUGAGCCUCUUCUGUUACUACAUCAUCGUCAAUACACUAUCCAGUGUCAAUCCAACACACUACCCAGUGUCACUCAUCCAUCACACUAUCUAGUGUCAACCCUCACUCACAACUCACCGCAACUACACUCUCUUCAUCAUCUCCCACUCUUUUUCACAUCAAAAUGUCCGACAUCAUCGCUUGGCUGGUCCCUACGGCACGCAACUCCCCCGCCGACAAAACAGCCCACCUCCCCUCCAACAUCUUCCGCACCGUCCAGAUAGAAUCCUCCCCAACACUCUCCUCUCGCCUCCCAAACCUCCUCGGCAGCCGUCCAACCCGUGCUUUGAAGCUCUCCUUCGACUCACCCCCCAAGCGCCCAGGCUCUUUCGUCCUAGGCUCCGACCCGUCCACGUGCGACAUCGUCCUCCCCACGUUACCAGGUAUCGACGCACGACACUGCGAGUUGAGCUUUGAUGCAGAGGGACGUCUUGUUCUCAACGACUACUCACAGGCUGGCACGCAAGUCUGGUAUGAUUGGGAGAGUAACGGUGAUCAGACCGACUACUCAUGGAUUUUGAGCCCAGGCGCUGAGCAGGGGUUUCCGAGUACGGUGCAACGCAUCACAGUUGACAUUCAGGGCGCAAGGUUCCAGAUCGUCGUUAAUGAUCACUCCGACGACUGGGACGCUUAUCACGCCAAAGUCAAGGAUUUCGUUCAACAGCCUUCGUGGUCGCAGGGUCUUUCUGCUGGUUGGGAUCGGGGAUCGGUCAUUCCAGUUGCGCCGCUGUUUUCCAGCGCUCCUCUCUUUCAGCAUAUUCUUGUCAAGGCGUUAGGCGAAGAGCCAGUCGGGGAGGUAUACCUAUGGAAUCUGGCUAGGCCUUGGGAGCCAAUGGUUAAGGCUGCCGCUUGA
Fusarium graminearum PH-1 is the source of this 966-nucleotide messenger RNA. RefSeq lists its product as uncharacterized. The transcript has a single exon. Gene Ontology annotation, molecular function: protein binding. NCBI's taxonomy places the organism in Eukaryota, Fungi, Ascomycota, Sordariomycetes, Hypocreales, Nectriaceae. Bases 238 to 966 code for a protein of 242 amino acids. The record is from RefSeq and is a predicted model, not a curated record.